This is a messenger RNA of Odobenus rosmarus divergens (Pacific walrus), 2139 nucleotides long. RefSeq names its product cell growth regulator with ring finger domain 1 (gene CGRRF1). The coding region runs from base 114 to 1112 and encodes 332 amino acids. Gene Ontology annotation, biological process: negative regulation of cell growth. The record is from RefSeq and is a predicted model, not a curated record. The transcript has 6 exons. NCBI's taxonomy places the organism in Eukaryota, Metazoa, Chordata, Mammalia, Carnivora, Odobenidae.
AGUGCGUAGCUACGAAGUUUGUCAGCUCUGAGGCACCGUACUGGCUUUGACACCGGCGGAGUGGGCUGGGCUGGGCUGGGCGGCUGAAGCUCGGCUCAGUUUAGGACAUCCUGAUGGCUGCAGUGUUUCUGGUAACGCUGUAUGAGUAUUCGCCGCUUUUCUACAUCGCGGUGGUCUUUACCUGCUUCAUCGUGACCACCGGCCUGGUAUUGGGAUGGUUUGGUUGGGAUGUUCCAGUAAUUUUGAGAAAUUCAGAAGAGACCCAGUUCAACACAAGAGUUUUCAAAAAGCAAAUGAGACAAGUCAAGAAUCCUUUUGGUUUAGAGAUCACUAAUCCAUCUUCAGCUUCAAUUACAACUGGCAUAACUUUGACAACAGAUUGCCUUGAAGAUAGCCUCCUGACAUGCUACUGGGGGUGCAGUGUUCAAAAAUUAUAUGAAGCUCUGCAGAAGCACUUUUAUUGCUUCCGAAUAAGCACUCCCCAAGCCCUGGAAGAUGCUCUGUAUAGUGAAUACCUCUAUCAAGAACAGUAUUUUAUUAAAAAGGACAGCAAAGAAGAAAUAUAUUGCCAGUUACCAAGAGAUACUAAAAUUGAAGACUUUGGUACAGUGCCCAGAUCUCGCUAUCCAUUGGUAGCACUGUUGACCCUAGCUGAUGAGGAUGACCGAGACAUUUAUGAUAUUAUUUCCAUGGUGUCAGUAAUUCAUAUUCCUGAUAAGACUUAUAAACUUUCCUGUAGAAUAUUGUAUCAAUAUUUACUCCUGGCUCAAGGUCAAUUUCAUGAUCUUAAGCAACUUUUCAUGUCUGCAAAUAAUAAUUCCACUCCCUCCAGCAAUUCUUCUCCAGAAGAACAAAGCAGAGAGCACAGUCUGCUGGAAAAAGCUGGGCUGUCCGAGAGUGAAGUGGAGCCUCCGGAGGAGAACAGCAAGGACUGUGUGGUUUGCCAGAACGGAACUGUGAACUGGGUGCUCCUGCCGUGUCGACACGCAUGCUUGUGUGACGGCUGUGUUCGGUAUUUCCAGCAGUGCCCCAUGUGCAGGCAGUUUGUUCAGGAAUCUUUUACCCUUUGCAGUCAAAAGGAGCAAGAGAAAGACAAACUGAGAGCUCUUUGAGAGUGUUGUUAUGACUGAAGAGUAUGCUUUCCACUGAAGAUGUAGAAAUUUGUAUCCUUGGAAUUAAUCAUAACAUGGAAUCUACCGUGUUGACCAUCGAUGAAAAUUCUAUUUUAACUUCACGUUUGUAUGGUACAUGGAUGAUGCAAAUGAAUUCCUUCCUGUUUGGUAUGAUAAAUAUUGGAAUACCAUCUAUGUUAAUACAUAAAAAUGCAUUCAACUCUUGAGAAGAAUGUAAAUGUUGGCCUUUUAUCAGCUAGAGGAUUUCAUAUGAUGUUGAUUAGGAAAAUUCUGAAAAGCAACCCAUCUAAAAUCUCAGGUGGUGAAAGUCAAGAUCUCUGGAUGUUUUUGCCUUUGACAUCAUCUGGAGAGCAAUUGGGAAAAAACUGAAUUCUUCCUAAAGUAAUUGUAUGUUCCCCAGUUUACAAAGGAGUUGGAAAGUGCUUCUAACUCUAGAUCUUUUCCUAAAAUAACAGUUUUUAUAAAUAUCCAUCUAAUUUUCCUUAUAGUCCCAUAAACACAAGUCUUAAUUUUAAUAUAGUGUCUUAAAUCGUAAAUGCAAGAUACAAUUCUUGUCUGUUCUCAGUGUAUCAUGGGUUAAAAUGAUACUCAUCUAUAGGAAGCAGAUAUAUAAAACUUGGAUAAUAAAAUUUCUUAGAUAAUUAAAAUUAUUGUCAAAUAUGACUAGGUUAGCAGGAUGUGACCUAUCAGGGAAGAACUGUGAAACUUGUAAUGCCUUACCUUAGAUUUCCUCCUGCAUAGCAAAUCCAUCUAAAACCGGAGAGGUUUUGGAGCCAGAAAAGCUGUUAAGAGAAACAAAUAACUAUUUUUUUCUACUGUAUUUUUAUUCCAAAUAAACCCAUAUCCUCCAGAAUAGUAACCUGAUAGGCAAAAAGCCCCAUCCCCCAUGCUUUCCAAGAUGACAAAGAAGAAAAAGGUAAAUCAGAGCUUUCUGUGUCUUCAGGGGAAAUUACCUCCCACUCACCAAGAAAUUAGAUCACGGCAAAUAAACUGAACUUCAGGGAAA